GAUUUGCUCUCUCCCCCAUAUUAGGUUAAGUUAGAUUAGGAUUAGGUUUAGGUGUGACGGCGCGCGCUGUCCCGGCACUCCACGGAGUGCAGGAGCGGCGCGCUGUCGUCGCUUAGAUGUAAGUUAGAUUAAGUUAGGUGUACUUUAGGUUAAGCUAGGAUAAGAUAAAAUUGUAAAAAAAAAAAAAAAGAAAAAAAAAAAAAAAAAAAAUAAAAAAAAAAAAAAAACAAUAUGGAGGAGAGCAGCAGCCGCCCCCGGAAGAAGAAGGAAGAAAGAAGAUGAAGAAGUGAAGACAGAAAUCGUCCCACCACUUACCUCGAGCCUGUAUACAGUCCAUCCCGCAGUGCAUCACCCCUGCCUUAAUAGGCGGGGAGCUACAAGUCCGGGUAGAGGGGUUUCCCCGAGGCCCGCUCCGCGCCCCCGUAAGGGGACGCGACGACCCCACGACUGCAAAUUCAGUUCGAGACAGCGAGCCGACGAGUCAAGACCUCUCCAGAAGAAGAGGAGAGAGCCGUCGAACAAGAAAAGACUCGCUCCUACGCCCUGCGCCGGUCAAGCCACGAGGACCGUGUGAACGCCAUACUUGAAGCCUUCGUUAUUUUCCUCGAACCAAUCCCAGCACCCGUUCCGCGACAGCCACUGCGGCAAUACUCGAGCCACCACGUUUCAACGAGUAAGAAGUCUAAAAAUCACACGUGGUGGCCGAAACCUGAGCGGUGGCCGUCCGGAAUAUUAACCUAUUAAGUUAACCUCUGGUGUUACGUUGCUUAUUUAUUUAAGCUAGUAAUAAUAAGCUUAUUAAAUCAAAUUUACCCGCUGAUUAUUGACACCGAAAGCACAUUAUUGGGUGGGCUAACCAAAAACCAAAAUCAUCCAAAGGAAUCUUUUAAUCUUGGAAUGCCUUGCCGUAACCACAGGUUACUAUGGGAUACUGCAUUUUGUUAUACGAAAAUGCAAACAAUGAAUUAAGAAAAAAUGUGUGUUUUAUUAAUUAAGUAGUUAUUUGUGCAAUAAGAAACUUUGCUCUCGUGUAGCACACAUAACUUCUACCUCAGCAGUGAGAAAGUGAGAACACAUAACUUAGGAGACAUAGAUGAACAGGAAAAGAUUGAAAUAACUAAUAAAUUCCAAAAUCUAAUUUCGAAGGAGUUUGUUUUUUCACUCGCUUUUUUAUACGCAUGUGAAAGAGAUAGAGCACAGUAAACUUCGAAUGUUUCAAAUUAAUGGCUGAACAAUGUCAGUUCGUGGCACUGAAGAUUGAAAACUUAAAAAGCUACUUUGAUCCAAGCUCGAAUCAAAAUCGCGUUUUGUUCAAUGUUGUCUCACAGCAAAAGCUACAUAUUUGAGCUGCUGAGGUGAAAAGGUAUUUUAACGGUCUAUUUUGAUACAUAUGGUCCAUUCCAUUUAAAGUUUUUUUUUGUGAUUAUAGGUUAUAAGGAUAAGGAUAAGAUAAGGAUAUAAGGCUAUUCCAUUCAAACAAAAAAUAUUUUGUUUUGUAAACAAAAGUAGCUCAUUUAAAUAUCGGUUUUACAAUACAUGUUUGUUCACUUUUUAGAGUAGUCUGUUAGGCUUUUCUUUUAAACGCGAGAUACGUUGCACUAUAAGUACCAUUACUGUCAACAAUGUUAAAUGUCUACCUUGCUUGCUCUACUCUGUGCCAUUGUGAUAUUGCUAUUUGUCGUAUGUACAUUACAUACCCAUUUAUUAACUAAAACAGAUUGGUUUUAAGAAAUGAAAACAUUUUGUAUGUAGUCAUUUGCUAUAAAACAUUUUACUCGAAGAACUGUAAACACUCAAAAGUUAACAAUUCAUGUGAACAUGGCAAAAACAAAGGUGACAGGAGCCACUAGCAGAUUGAAGCAGGAUUAUUUGAGGCUCAAGAAUGACCCAGUACCAUAUGUUACGGCCGAACCUGUGCCGUCCAACAUACUGGAAUGGCAUUACGUCGUUAAAGGGCCGGAGAAAAGUCCCUACGAAGGGGGAUAUUAUCAUGGAAAGAUUAUUUUCCCAAGGGAAUUUCCGUUCAAACCACCUUCGAUUUACAUGAUAACACCGAAUGGCAGGUUCAAGACAAACACACGAUUGUGCCUCAGUAUUACAGACUUUCAUCCGGACACUUGGAACCCUGCUUGGUCUAUUUCUACGAUCCUUACAGGUCUGUUGAGUUUUAUGUUGGAGAAGACUCCUACAUUGGGGUCCAUUGAAACUUCAGAAUACCAAAAGCGAUGUUUGGCUGCAGAAUCUCUAGAGAUAAACAUAAAAAAUAAAAUGUUUUGUGAAUUGUUCCCUGAAUAUGUAGAGGAGAUUGAACAGCAAUUAAAACAACGACAAGAGGCAAUGUUGUUGAAUCAAGACAGUGGUGCAAAUGAAGUAACCUCUGAGCCACAGUCUAGUAUGAAUUGUAUUUUGACAAAUCUGUUUGUUCUUGUAGCUUUUGUAUGCCUUACUUACAUGGUCAAACAUGUUUUAGGAUCAUAUGAAUAGUCUUAAAUUUAUCUUAUUGAGCAAAAGAAACAAAAUUCACAUCUGCCGGCUGGUCUUUUGUUUUUUAAAUGUUUAUAAUUACAUUUAUUUGCUCUACAAAUGCAAUGUACAUAUUGUAAUUUAUUUUGUAAAUAAUUGUUAUUCAAUCUUGAAAUAAACCCAUGUUUGACCUUAAAUAAAACUUGAUUUUAUGUAGGUAACAAUGUAUAGAGUUUAACAUGCAUUGCAUGAGGAAUGUCUACUAAGGUUUUGCUACUUUUACCGUGUCAUUUAUUUUUAAAUGUAUUCAACAACAAGCCUUUAUUUGAAGACCGAAAGAGCUGUUAAAAAUAAAGAUUGAAACAAAUUUAUAUGAAUCUUGAAAAGCUGACUAUAGACAGCAAUACCUAUGGUGAUUAAUAACUAGGUAUACUACUAUAUAACUAAUUUAUUGAAUUGGAGUAAUUGUUACGUGAGUAAAUUAAAUUUUAUGAUUUUAUUUAAUUUUUUCAAUUAUUCCCUAAGAAACUAAAUUUCAAUGUAAAAAUAUAUAUGGUGAAAUCUAAUAAAUUUUUGUAAGCAGGAUUUCUAAUAAAGGUUUUUUUUAACAAAUCUUAGUAGUGUUCAACAAAAUAUUUAGGCAUUUUCAGUAUUGUAUACAGUAUGCAUUAAAUAUGAUUUUCUAUAGUAGAAAAAGUUGAACCAUGGACCUUUUAAUGCUAAAGUACACAAUAAUAAAGCAAUACAAGGUUUAAGACUUGAAUGAAUAUAUGUCAAAUCACCAUAAAUUGAGCAAGAUAUGUUUUGUUAUGUAUCAUCAUACUAUUUAGAUUUGACCCUAAAAUGUGAGCUAUUAAAACUCAAUUUAUAAAAAAAUGUCCUUACCUGAGAUUGCACAUCAGAAAUAUUUAUAUUUACGGAAUUCACAUUCAAAUGCAUGCUUAAUUUCUUUAUACUGUUCAAAACGUUUUUAUGCUAAGUAUAUGUUACACCUAUGUAAUUAUUGUGAUUUUAUGUGAUGAAUCUUCGUGAAUUAAUAUAGUGGUUUGUCAUUGUUAGUAAAUGCUAGCCCAUUUGCCUUUUGUAGUCCAACAUUUAAUGUUAAUAUCACAUAGAUUAAUUUAGUCUUCACUGAGAUAAAUUAUAUAUACAUAUAAAGAUAUGUUGGUACAUUUUAUGAUUUCUUGAAUAUUAUUUAUAUCACUUGUAAUGAGCCUUGUCGUCGUUUACGAAUUUCGACCAUAAAUCUAAUAAAUUUGUACGGAAAAUGAAA
Molecule: messenger RNA, 3736 nt
Organism: Bombyx mori (domestic silkworm)
Lineage: Eukaryota; Metazoa; Arthropoda; Insecta; Lepidoptera; Bombycidae
Product: ubiquitin-conjugating enzyme E2 J2
Exons: 1
Coding region: 1819-2484 (221 amino acids)
Source: RefSeq, a predicted model, not a curated record